Molecule: messenger RNA, 815 nt
Organism: Bolinopsis microptera
Lineage: Eukaryota; Metazoa; Ctenophora; Tentaculata; Lobata; Bolinopsidae
Exons: 5
Coding region: 1-417 (138 amino acids)
Source: RefSeq, a predicted model, not a curated record
AUGGAAAAAACCCCAAAAAACCCAACCCCAAAAUGGGAAUUUGAGCUCCGUCAUAACAAAGCCACUGUCGCUACCAGUACCAGAGACGAGGAGGAUGAUGAAGUGAGACGGCAACACCGCCCCGCCUGGGAGAUAGCAGCAGAACAGCACCCCGCCCUUGCCAUGAAGAACACUGCCCGUCCCCCUCUCCCCACUCCUGUACAUCAGACUAGAGUUGAUUAUGCGAAGCAAUAUUACCGUGACAGGAUGGCAAUGUUUGUUGGUCUUGUUCUGAUAAUGAUAGGUGUAGCUACGUGGGCUAUAGCUGUUUCUCACCAGUCCCCGAUAUCGAGAUGGAUGGGGUGUGUGAUAAUAGUGGUUGGAGUAGGAUGGCUUAUAGUGGACUGUAUCAACGUUAAAACGAGGAGGAAGUCUUGAUAACUUCUCUCAGAUUUAAUUAAUUGAUUAUUUAAUUUUCCAAUCUAUCAAGUGAUUAACAAGUUGAUCAAUUCAAGAAUUAUCUUUGAAAAAUCUGAAUAAUCUUCAAUGAUGGACAGAUUUGUAAAAGAAAGGUUUUAUAUACAGGUAUUUGAAGUAUGUUCAAGUGCAACUUACUUUUAUUAUAUUAUAUAAUUGAGUAUAUUGUAAUUAGAAUUCACUAACCGUGAGAUAAUGAAUGCCGCCGGCCGACUUCCGAAUCAUAUAAUUAUCAUAAUUACAAUCUUUUGACAGGGUACACAAUGCCAUCAUCGUCCAAUAUCUAAAUUAUUGGUUUAUAAUUUAGACGUAAUUUUCUGAUGAUGAUUUAGAAUUUAUUCUAGAAAUUUCACCAUUUG